Messenger RNA from Gossypium raimondii (Peruvian cotton), 3347 nucleotides. RefSeq lists its product as uncharacterized. Lineage: Eukaryota; Viridiplantae; Streptophyta; Magnoliopsida; Malvales; Malvaceae. The coding region runs from base 508 to 3195 and encodes 895 amino acids. The transcript is spliced from 6 exons. The record is from RefSeq and is a predicted model, not a curated record.
AGAGUUGGGUCGUGCAAUGUAAUGUCACCCCUCCUUCAAAAAUUUAAUGCUCAAAACCAGACAUUUCUUACACUGUUAAACUCUCUCAUCCAGUUGUUUUUUCUUUAUUUAAUUUGACCUUUUUUGCUUCUAAAUCUCUGGGUAUCAAACAAAUCUGUCUCUUUUAUCUCUCUGCUAAUGUCAUUAAAAUAUUUCCCAGUGAUGGAUCCUUUUUUCUGUCCUUUUUUGGUCCAUUUUGCUAAAACCAAAUUCCAUUUCUUUUUUCUGUUAUCUGCAUUAGUAGUAGUAUUCUAGUUGCAGUAAAAAAGACAGCCUUACAACACUUGGAAGAAAGAAAACAAAAUGGUGCUUGAAGGUUCAAACUUUUGAAAGAUUCAAGUUUAUUGUUCAAUUUAAAGAAUACCCAGUUAGGUUUAGCUGCUUUUAUGUAAGCCCAUUGUAACAAGGAAGGAGCUUGGUACCUGGAUCAUGGGGUUUUGCCACUUUUGAAGAAUUCAAGAUAAGAUAAUGGAGGCUGAAAGGAAACGUGCAAAGGGAGGGUUUUUUCAAUUGUUUGAUUGGAAUGGUAAAUCUCGAAAGAAGCUGUUUUCAAACAAUUCUGAGUUACAAGAAGAAUCAAAGAGAGGAAAAGCUGAGGAACAUGCAGUGAAGCCUCCGCCUCAUUCGGUGCAGAGGGAGGGGGAUGAGUAUAGUGCCGCUUCAAAUAAUACGCGAAGUGGUGAUUUUAAUUCUUCUUCUUCAGUGACUAGUGAUGAAGGAUAUGGAUCUAGAGCGCCUGGGGUUGUUGCUAGGCUUAUGGGGUUGGACUCGUUGCCAACGUUGAAUGUCUCUGAGCUUUCUUCCAUCCCGCACUCAGGGUCUUCUUCUCUUAGAGUAUCUCAGAAUGAAAGAAAUACUCCUAAUUUAUGGAAUGAAUAUCAACCUGCAGACUACGCUAGCAUUUCUAACAAGCUUGACAGGUCGUCUUCAAAUCCCAUUGAACCAAGGUCUCGUAAGGUGCAGAACCGACCAAUUGAGAGAUUUCAGACUGAAAUAUUGCCUCCAAAGUCAGCAAAGCCAAUUCCAAUCACUCAUCAUAAGCUUUUGUCUCCUAUCAGGAGUCCAGCAUUCACCCCAACCAAGAACGCAGCUUAUAUAAUGGAAGCAGCUGCAAAGAUUAUUGAGGCUAGUCCUCAGGCAACUUCCAAAGGUAAAGUGCCAUCAUUUGGGUCCUCUUCUGUUCCUCUGAAAAUGCGGAAUUUGAAAGAGAAAAUUGAAGCUGCACAUAAAGCAUCCAGGCCUCAAAGAGCCGAUGAGUGUGGUGAGAGUAUGGUGAAGCCUUUGAAAGUACAGCAUAAGGACAAGAUUCACAGUAAAUCAGAUUAUACACCAACAUUCAGGAUAACUAAGGACUCGGAAAAAAGUAUUUCUAAUGGUUCAAGGAACAAGGGAAAAGCAGUCUCACUUGCAGAACAAGCAAGGGUUAGUAUUCAAAGGAAAGAAGGGUCAUCAUCGAGUUUUAAUGGGAGUGUAGUGAACAAGAAGGAAAGGAAUGAUGCUAAAAGAAAACAGUUUUCUACAAGUGUGUCAGAUGUACAAAGGACAGUGGAGAAAAGAACCUCUGCAAACAGGACUAACAAUGUGCUGAGGCAGAAUAAUCAGAAGCAGAAUUGCAUAACCAAUAGAGAUUAUUCAACAUCAAAGAGUUCAACCUUGGACCAACAAGGUAAAAAUGGUAGGUCCAUAAAUGGUACAGCAGGGCUUAAUAGGACCGUAAACUCCAGGAAGACGGUUUCAGUGGCAACUGAUACUGCAAAAGAGGUCCCAAUGUCUAGAAGAAAGAAUUUGCCUAGAAAGAAACGUCCUGUAAAUGAGGAUAUUCCAGUUGGAGAAACUGUUCCUGAUAUAUCAUCUAAAAAUGGUGGUGAAAGGUCCAUAAAAUGUAAUGUUACAACUGAUGGGCACUUAAAUCAGGAUUCAGAUAUAAAGAAAACAAGCAUGGAUGUCAUUUCAUUUACAUUUACAUCCCCCUUAUCAAAGUCCAUGCCCGACGUAUCUUCCACUAGUAAAGCUUCUGAACAGAGCAGCAGCUUUGAUACUGAUCCUUCUAGUGACAAUGAUCUGCUAUUUUUAAAAAGCUCGGCAUUUUCUUCUCCUGGAUUCAAUGUAAUUGGUGGGGAUGCUCUGAGUGUUAUUUUAGAGAAAAAGCUUCAAGAAUUGACAUGUAGAAUCGAGUCAUCCAACUGCAAUAUCAUUAUAGAGGGGACUUCUGCUAGCCCCACCUCAAGUUUGCAAAACUCAGUGCCCUCAUCUGGUACAGCAACCACAACAUCAGCAGCACAUCAAAAAACUCUUCAGGUGGAUCUAGGUCAUGAUAUCUCAUAUAGCUCAGGUGAUUUUGAUCACUCUUCUGACAAGCUGGGGCUUGAUUGGGGAAGGAAGUGGCAGUUAUCUGAAGAAAUUGAAGAGCAAAAUGCUGGCAGCAGCAGCAGUGAGAAUGACAUAGAAGUUGAUAACCAACAUCCCGGCCCGCUUUUGACUCUUGAACAUGCUGUCACGAGUGGUAGCUGCUCAGGUAGCAGAAACAGCUCCAAACCAUUCCUGUUGGUUCAAGAUCAAGAAUUUGGUAUGGAGUUAACUGACUCAGCAUCUUCUAAACCUUCAGGAGAAAUGGAUAAAAAGCAUUUAACGAGGCCACCAAAUUCCGGAGAUUGUAAAGAGUCAACCGGUUGGGAAAACGAUUUUGUGAAAAUGGUGCUAAAAGAUUCUGAGCUACUAUUUACAGAAUAUGCAUUGGGUCAGACUGAGAAGGUUAUGACCCUGAAGGCUUCCAAUCAGCUUGAGCAUCUGAAUGGAGCGGAGAGAAAUGGAGAAGAUUACAAACUCGAACAAAAGCUUCUACUUGAUUGCGUGAGUGAAUGCGUGGAGUCAAGGUACCGACAGGUUUCAGUUGGAAGCUGCAAAGGUUUGGUUAAAUGGGAAAUUUUGAUCCAAAAGAGGGAUUGGUUGGCAGAAGAGGUGUACAAAGAAAUUUUUGGUUGGAAAAGCUUGGAUGAUACCAUGGUGGAUGAUCUUGUAGACAAGGACAUGAGCACAAAGUAUGGAAGAUGGCUUGAUUUUGACAUGGAAGCAUUUGAAGAGGGUGUAGAAAUUGAGAAGAUUGUAUUAACUUCUUUAGUUGAUGAAUUAGUUUCUGAUUUAUUAUUAUUGCUUUAAGGUAGCCUCUCUUCUUUUUUUUUUAGUAUUUUUUGAGGUUCCAUUGUUAAAAUCUUCUUUGCUCAGAAAGAAGAUAUAUAUAUACUUGCUGUAUAAUUCAAAAUUGUGAACUUUGCAUCCAUGAAAAUCAAUGGCAACUUUUUAUUUCCUCA